AUGACUAUGAUCCUGGGCUAUUGGAACGUCCGCGGACUGACUCACCCCAUCCGCCUGCUCCUGGAAUACACAGAUUCAAGUUAUGAGGAGAAGAGAUAUGUCAUGGGGGAUGCCCCCAACUUUGACAGAAGCCAGUGGCUGAGUGAGAAAUACAAUCUUGGCCUGGACAUUCCCAAUCUGCCCUACUUAAUCGAUGGGUCACACAAGGUCACCCAGAGCAAUGCCAUCCUGCGCUACCUUGGCCGGAAGCACAACCUAUGUGGAGAGACAGAGGAGGAGAGGAUUCGUGUGGAUACUUUGGAGAACCAGGUCAUGGAUACACGCAUACAACUCAUGAUAGUCUGCUGCAGUCCAGACUUUGUGACAGCCUCUCUGCCAGGGAACCUGACUAAAGGUGGUGACAGCUGUUCUCUCCCUCAGGAGAAGCAGAAGCCAGAGUUAUUGAAGGCCAUCCCUGAUAAGAUGAAAAUCUACUCUGAGUUCCUGGGCAAGCGGCCAUGGUUUGCAGGGGACAAGGUCACCUAUGUGGACUUCCUUGCUUAUGACAUUCUUGACCAGUACCGGAUGUUUGAGCCCAAGUGCCUGGAUGCCUUCCCAAACCUGAAGGACUUCCUGGCCCGCUUCGAGGGCUUGAAGAAGAUCUCUGCCUACAUGAAGAGCAGCCGUUUCCUCCCAAGACCCGUGUUUACUAAGAUAGCCCGGUGGGGCACUGAUUAGGCCCCUGCCAUGUUGGCACU
This is a messenger RNA of Apodemus sylvaticus (European woodmouse), 737 nucleotides long. Its product is annotated as glutathione S-transferase Mu 3. Gene Ontology annotation, biological process: glutathione metabolic process. The transcript is spliced from 8 exons. The record is from RefSeq and is a predicted model, not a curated record. NCBI's taxonomy places the organism in Eukaryota, Metazoa, Chordata, Mammalia, Rodentia, Muridae. Gene Ontology annotation, molecular function: glutathione transferase activity. Bases 1 to 717 code for a protein of 238 amino acids.